Molecule: messenger RNA, 852 nt
Organism: Oppiella nova
Lineage: Eukaryota; Metazoa; Arthropoda; Arachnida; Sarcoptiformes; Oppiidae
Source: the annotation of a GenBank genome assembly
GACCUACUGCUGGAUAUGCCGGCCGCCCCUCACGAGACGCAAGUGAAACACGGCUGGAGUGCUGAGGACCGGUCGCUCAACAUCUUCGUCAAGGAUGACGACCCGACCACUUUCCACAGACACCCCGUCGCUCAGAGCACCGACUGUAUCCGCGGCAGAGUCGGUUACACCAGAGGAAUGCAUUUGUGGCAAAUCACGUGGUCUACCCGCCAGAGGGGCACACACGCCGUGGUCGGUGUGGCCACCAGUGAGGCCAAUCUGCACACAAACGGCUACCAGUCCCUCGUGGGCGCCAACACCGAGUCGUGGGGCUGGGAUUUGGGCCGAAAUAAGUUGUAUCACGACUUGAAGAAUAGUCCCGGAGUUACAUAUCCGUCGGUGCUGUCCAACGACGAGACGUUCGUAGUGCCCGACUCUUUCUAUGUGGUACUGGACAUGGAUGACGGCACCCUUGCCUUUGUGGUGGACGGACAGUAUUUAGGGGUCGCCUUUCGGGGCCUCCGCGGCAAGAAGUUGUACCCAAUCGUGAGCUCAGUGUGGGGUCACUGCGAGAUCACAAUGAAAUACAUCGGAGGACUCGAUCCGGAACCGCUACCACUAAAAGACAUUUGUAGACUAGUUAUCCGUCGAGAGGCAGGAAAGUCGAGAAUAUCGAAGUUGUCUGAAGAGCUGAAUCUUCCCAAAGCGAUCACCGAUUAUCUCCUCUAUCAAUGAAUGACUCGUUAUUACCUUGAUUAUCUUUAUAAAUAAGUGCCUCAUUAUUACCGAUACCAACAAACACUCAUUAUUUGCUAAUUAUUGCUAUGAUUACUGUAUUAUUAAUGGAAAACAAAUUCUUUAUUGCAUUCUCUC